Protopolystoma xenopodis is the source of this 297-nucleotide messenger RNA. The record is from the annotation of a GenBank genome assembly. Lineage: Eukaryota; Metazoa; Platyhelminthes; Monogenea; Polystomatidea; Polystomatidae.
AUGCAUGGCAGAUAUGGCAAAUCUGACGAUGCAGUCGUGAAGAGCGCCUUAAAGGCUUCACUGAAACAGUCGUCAUCGAAGUUAAAGUGCAGCAUUCCAAUUGGCAAACCCGGUAUGAUGUUGCUGUCCAGACUUUUGUGGCGCCAUUUCGGCCGGACAACUCCGGCCAACCGGCAUUCUCUUCAGAUGCCAGGCCUGGCGCGCAUCCUCCCCACCCGUCUGCUUCCAGCAUACAUGUUCAUCGACUCAUGUAAAGGCUAUAAGCUCAAGUCGAUGAACGGGCAGAUGCGCGCUUGA